Schizosaccharomyces cryophilus OY26 is the source of this 640-nucleotide messenger RNA. RefSeq names its product 60S ribosomal protein L23. Gene Ontology annotation, molecular function: structural constituent of ribosome; large ribosomal subunit rRNA binding. The record is from RefSeq and is a predicted model, not a curated record. Gene Ontology annotation, biological process: translation. Bases 100 to 519 code for a protein of 139 amino acids. Gene Ontology annotation, cellular component: ribosome; cytosolic large ribosomal subunit. Lineage: Eukaryota; Fungi; Ascomycota; Schizosaccharomycetes; Schizosaccharomycetales; Schizosaccharomycetaceae. The transcript is spliced from 2 exons.
ACGAUUUGCGAAGAAGAAGGAAAGAAUGCCAAAAAAUGAAAGACAGUCACACCAAACACAAAACAAGGAUAGCAAGUUUCUACUCUACACAACAUAACGAUGUCUCGUGGACGCGGUGCAGCUUCCGGUACUAAGUACAGGAUGACCUUGGGUCUUCCUGUUCAAGCCAUUUUGAACUGUGCUGAUAACUCUGGUGCCAAGAACCUUUACAUUGUUUCCGUUUUCGGUACUGGUGCUCGUCUUAACCGUCUUCCAGCUGCCAGUUGUGGUGAUAUGAUCCUUGCUACCGUCAAGAAGGGUAAGCCUGACUUGCGUAAGAAGAUUAUGCCUGCCAUCGUUGUUCGUCAACGCAAGGCUUGGCGCCGUAAGGACGGUGUCUUCCUUUAUUUUGAAGACAACGCUGGUGUCAUUGUCAACCCCAAGGGCGAAAUGAAGGGUUCUGCCAUCACUGGUCCUGUUGCCAAGGAGUGUGCUGAUCUCUGGCCUCGUAUUGCUUCCAAUGCAGGCACUGUAGUUUAAACUUGUUCCAUGAAUGACAUUUUGGGAUUACGAGACUCUAAUGUACAUUGCACGAUAAAGUAAAAGAAGAGAAGAAAUGACGAAAAUGUUUUAGCUUUGCUCCCUGUAUAAACCAUAAUAA